Messenger RNA from Humulus lupulus (European hop), 1059 nucleotides. RefSeq names its product LIM domain-containing protein WLIM1-like. The transcript is spliced from 5 exons. The coding region runs from base 130 to 759 and encodes 209 amino acids. Gene Ontology annotation, molecular function: actin filament binding. Gene Ontology annotation, biological process: actin filament bundle assembly. Gene Ontology annotation, cellular component: plasma membrane; actin cytoskeleton. The record is from RefSeq and is a predicted model, not a curated record. Lineage: Eukaryota; Viridiplantae; Streptophyta; Magnoliopsida; Rosales; Cannabaceae.
AUUUCCUCUGACUAUGUCUGAGCUGUAAACCUCAGGCUGAAAUUUUGAAAGAGAGAGACAAAAAAAGAAAGUCUUUUUCUUCAAUACAACUACAAUAAACCUGUUUUUUUUUUUUUUUUGGGUUUGGGAAUGGUAAGGAUGGCAACCUUUGGAGGGACUACCCAGAAGUGUAAGGCUUGUGAGAAGACUGUAUAUUUGGUUGAUGAGCUUACUGCUGACAAUAGAGUCUACCAUAAGGCCUGCUUCAGAUGUCACCACUGCAAACGCACCCUCAAGCUGAGUGAUUAUUCCUCUUUUGAGGGUGUUCUAUACUGCAAACCUCACUUUGACCAACUCUUUAAGAGGACUGGUAGUUUGGAUAAAAGUUUCGAAGGUACUCCUAAAACUGUUAGAGACAGAUCAGCAGAUCAGGUCCAAACUAACAGCAAAGUUUCGCGCAUGUUUGCUGGUACACAAGAAAAGUGUGUUGCUUGCAAGAAAACUGUUUAUCCCAUUGAGAAGGUUGCUGUGGAUGGUACAUCAUACCAUAAAGCCUGUUUCAGAUGUACACAUGGUGGUUGUGUGAUCAGUCCAUCGAACUAUGUAGCGCACGAGCAGCGUCUCUACUGUAAGCAUCACCAUAACCAACUCUUCAAGGCAAAGGGAAACUUCAGUCAACUUGACAAGCAUGAAGAUGUGAAAAUACAAGAUGUGAAGAUAGAAGAUGUGAAAGGGAUGACUGAGAACAGAGUUAACACAGUUCCCGUGGUGGCCGAGUAAUUGAUUCCAUACUAUGAUCUGCUUCUGAUCAUAGGAUUUUCUCGACCUAAAACAAAAGCAAAUUGUUUCUAGUAUACAAGAAUAGUCUUUGUUUGAGCUUUUCUUUUCAUUUUGCUGUUAAAUUUUGAAUGCGUUGAUGAGUGAGUUUUAAUAAAACUGUGUUAGGCAAAUGUUUUAUGCGUUUCGGAUUUGAGGCUUGUUAUAAAGUUUAAGUCUUCUGUCUGUAAUCAUUUCUUGUUUUUUAAUGUAUAACUUUUAUACAUUACAAAAAAAUUGAAAUCUUGGACAGAAAUUUCUGAA